UCCGAGGCGACAACAGUUUCUACAGUUAGUGGCAACUUUUAGCUUCUAGCUGCGAGUGGGGACAUGGACAGAAUAAAUGUGCCCCCUGCGGGCCCCAUGGACCUGCCGCUGUCCCUGCUGGAGAUGGGAUGCUCUGGCAGGUUUGAGCUGAUCACACACUCCCUGCCCGGCCAACCUCUACCUCCAUCCAGCACGCUCCCCCAUGGGCUUCCUCCAACCAGCCUGAACCUGGAGACAGAAGUAGAAAAACAGUUUUUACGGGACCCCGACUGGCUUCCUAUACACGACACAGACUUUGCCUUCCAGAAGUUUCUCAAAGUGACUAAGAGAGAGUGUAAUGUUGGCUCUCUACUGAACUGCACUCAGUCUCCGCUUCACUCAAGUCUCUCUGUGGUCAGAGAUCCAACCACAGGGAUGCUGCUGGACUUCACAGAGGUUCUACUUGAGAACACCGGCCUCUCGGCAAAGAACUCACUGUCAUUACAACGCCAACCCGGGCCUCCUUCAGAGAGCCUUCGAGGAAGCAACACCAACUACCCCUUCCUCCCUGGAGGAAUGGAGGAGCUUACACUGGAACAAAUCAAGAAGAAAUCUGACCUGGAGGAGGACAUCGACUUUGUGAAUGAUUUGCUCAGAGUCCCACCUGGUCUCAAAGCUGGGAUGGACUUCACUGACAAAGAUGCCAAAAUGUCAAACCCAGAGGUCAACCUAAUGUCCCUCCUGUCCGCAUUUGAUGACAUUAACUUACAACCUGAGCCAGAGGAGAAGGAGGAAGUCAAAGGAGGUCAGGAAGCUCCCAAAUUACCCAGAACAAACAGCCUUGAAGACCUGGGCAUCAAGGAUGCUGUGUCAUCCUCCACUCCAACAGAGAAAGGAACAGAUGAGAAAUCAAAGCCAAAAGAGAACCCAGAGGAUAAAAAGAAAUGGGCCAUCCCUGUUAACAUAACUUCACCUUGUGAUGAUUUCUAUAAACGCAUCCCCAACCCAGCUUUCAAGUGGCCGUUUGAGCUGGAUGUUUUCCAGAAACAGGCUGUGCUGAGGCUGGAGGCUCACGACUCUGUGUUUGUAGCUGCGCACACAUCAGCUGGCAAAACAGUGGUGGCCGAGUAUGCCAUCGCGCUCUCACAGAAACACAUGACAAGGACCAUCUACACAUCCCCUAUUAAAGCUCUGUCCAAUCAGAAGUUCAGAGACUUUAAGAACACCUUCGGUGACGUUGGACUCCUGACGGGCGACGUCCAGCUCAGUCCUGAAUCUUCAUGUCUCAUCAUGACCACUGAGAUCCUCAGGUCCAUGCUGUACAACGGAUCAGAGGUCAUCAGAGACUUGGAGUGGGUGAUCUUUGACGAGGUUCACUACAUCAAUGAUGCCGAGAGAGGAGUUGUGUGGGAGGAGGUUUUGAUUAUGCUUCCCGAUCACGUCAGUAUCAUUCUACUUAGCGCCACAGUGCCAAAUGCCCUGGAGUUUAGCGAAUGGAUCGGUCGUAUUAAGAAGAGGCAUAUUUACGUGAUCAGCACAAUGAAGAGACCUGUGCCUUUGGAGCAUAAUCUGUACACAGGAAACAGCACCAAGACUCAGAAAGAGAUGUUCCUGCUGGUGGAUGCUGCAGGCAACUUCCUGACUAAAGGGUACUAUGCAGCUGUUGAUGCCAAGAAGGAGCGAACCAGCAAACAUGCACAAUCAUUCGGCACAAAAAGCACUUCUCACAACACUUCAGCUAGUCAGGACCGAGCGGUGUGGCUCAGCCUCCUGCACUUCCUGUCCCAGCGGCAUCAGACCCCGGUGGUUGCGUUCACCUUCUCUCGGACACGCUGCGACGAGAACGCCCGCUCGCUGGAGUCCAUGGACCUGACCUCGUCCAUAGAGAAGGCAGAGAUCCACUCCUUCUUCCAGAAGAGCCUGAGUCGCCUCCGGGGAGGAGACCGACAGCUGCCUCAGAUCCUGCAGAUGAGGGACCUGUUGAAGCGGGGAAUAGCAGUCCAUCACAGCGGGAUCCUGCCGAUACUGAAGGAGGUCAUUGAGAUGCUCUUCUCGCGAGGGCUCGUAAAGGUGCUGUUUGCCACCGAGACUUUUGCAAUGGGAGUGAAUAUGCCCGCCAGGACUGUGGUGUUCGACAGCAUCAGAAAGCACGACGGCACCGGCUUCAGAAAUCUGCUGCCAGGUGAAUAUAUUCAGAUGGCGGGCAGAGCGGGGAGGAGAGGGCUGGACGCCACAGGCACCGUCAUUAUUCUGUGUAAAGCGGGCGUUCAUGAGAUGGCAGAUCUGCAUGUCAUGAUGUUGGGUAAGCCUACCAUCCUCCAGUCCCAGUUCAGACUGACCUACACUAUGAUCCUCAACCUGCUGCGAGUCGAAGCCCUCCGUGUGACUGACAUGAUGAGAAGGAGCUUCUCUGAAAGCCACAGAGACACUCAGGCUCAGGAGAAGAGGAUCGGCCAGCUGAAGCAGACGCUGUCCUGUCUGCCUCCUCUGGACACGGAGGGCCAGCUGUCCGACCUGAUGCCUUACUACCACACAGUGACGGAGCUACGAACCACCACCGAAUCCCUCCAGCGUGCUAUUCUGGAGUCUGUGAACGGGCUGAAAGCUCUGUCUGUGGGUCGGGUUGUGGUGGUUAACAACAAACAGCAUCUCAACGCCCUGGGAGUCAUCCUACAGGUGUCCAGUGACUCUGUGAAUCGCACCUUCACCGCUCUGAUCAUCUGUGAGAAAGGAAACGAGGAAGGAGACGGAAAAGGAAACAACACUGCCUUCCCCCACCUCUACAACACAGCUCUCUUCAUACCCGAAGGCCCUUGCAGCCACACAGUACAGAAGCUGAAGUUUCAGGACAUUUCUGCCAUCACAAUGAAAACCCUCAAAGUGAUUCCUGACAGGAUCAUCGACAACUACAACAAGAGGCAACAACCACGAUUCAGGCACGACCCUCCCGGCCAGGCCAUCUCCACGGCGACCCAGGAGCUCCUGCGAUUGGCCGAGGCCAACCCCACCGGCAUAGCGACCCUCGACCCCGUGAACGACCUCCAGCUGAAGAGCGUGGAUGUGGUGGAGGGCGCCAUGAGGCUCCGUGUGCUGCAGGAGAGCCUCAAAGACUUCAACUGCAUCCACACGCCCACUUUCGCAGAGCAGUUUGCUCGGGUUAAGGAGAGGAUGAGUGUGCAGGAGGAGCUGGACAGGCUCCUGUUCCUGGUGUCGGACCAGUCUCUGUCUCUGCUGCCUGAAUACCACCAGAGGAUCAAGGUUCUUCAGUCCCUCCAGUACGUCGACAGCAGCGGGGCGGUGCAGCUGAAAGGACGCGUAGCCUGUCAGAUCAGCAGCCACGAGCUGCUGCUGACCGAGCUGCUGUUCGAGAACGUCCUGAGCCCGCUGGCGCCCGAAGAGAGCGCCGCCCUGCUGUCCUGUUUGAUCUUCACGCAGAACACACAGGUGGAGCCGCACAUUACCAACACACUGCAGGAGGGCAUCGAUCGGGUGCUGACAGUGGCCCAGCGAAUCGGAGAGCUGCAGAGGGAUUGUGGGAUACCACAGACGGCUGAGGAGUUUGUAGGCCAGUUUAAGUUUGGUCUCACAGAGGUGGUGUACUGCUGGGCCAGAGGCAUGCCGUUCGCAGAGAUCGCCCUGCUCACAGACGUCCAGGAGGGCACGGUGGUCCGCUGCAUCCAGCGCCUGGACGAGGUGCUGAAGGAGGUGCGACAGGCCGCCCGCAUUGUGGGCGACUCCGUCCUGGGGAGCAAGAUGGAGAGGGCCUCCCUGGCCAUCCGCAGGGACAUCGUCUUCACCGCCUCUCUCUACACCCACUGAGAUGGGAUGAAGACAGGCAAGGGAGGGUGAGGAUGAGGACGAGUGUGAGAGCAUGCCGAGGUGCCUGCAGCCGAGCGUUUCCUUUGUGUGAAAGGUGCGAGAAAGAUAGAGGUGUAUGGGGGAGGUAAAGAGAUGGUGCGAGUUAACAUGUUCCUGCUUACAAGUGCUGUAUGUGCCUACAAAACAUGUUGAUGUUUACAUGACAGUUCCUGACCAUGAAGAAGGGAAUGAUUUUAACCAAAAGACCAAAGUACAGACAGGGAAUGAACAUGAAAUCUGGAUUGUAAUU
Messenger RNA from Seriola dumerili (greater amberjack), 4087 nucleotides. RefSeq names its product Ski2 like RNA helicase (gene skic2). Gene Ontology annotation, molecular function: RNA helicase activity; ATP binding; RNA binding. Gene Ontology annotation, cellular component: Ski complex. The transcript has 29 exons. The coding region runs from base 64 to 3798 and encodes 1244 amino acids. Gene Ontology annotation, biological process: nuclear-transcribed mRNA catabolic process, 3'-5' exonucleolytic nonsense-mediated decay. NCBI's taxonomy places the organism in Eukaryota, Metazoa, Chordata, Actinopteri, Carangiformes, Carangidae. The record is from RefSeq and is a predicted model, not a curated record.